AUGGCUGCGUCACCCAGCUCCGCCGUCGCCAUGUCUGAGGUCGAUGCCAGUUCACCACUACCCCAACACCACCAUCACAUGGAAAAGUCCUUCAUGACGGUGGUCACCGACGACGACGGCGACACCAAGAUGGCGACGGCUACCCCAGAACCAACCGAGACGCAGCCUCGGGGCAAGAAGCGCGCCCGUGAUGAUGGCCAGAAUGGCAACUCUAUCAUCGGCAAAGUCAGGCAUUUGAAGAAGAACGAUGGAGAGCCGCUCUGGCGCGAAGAUAUCCAAUACGACUUUCUCAAGGCCGUCUUCAACAACGAAGACAAGGUCUUCACCAACAGCUACGAACCACAACGUCUGGGCAAGCAAUGCUUUGCCGACCUCUACAUCGACACGAUGGCCAGGAGUAGCAAGACCAGCAAGGUCCUUCGAGACAAGCUGCUUAGUGAUCGCGCUGCCGCCAAGGGCAUGGCCAUGGUCUGCCUCCUGGUCAACAUUGGUCGUAUGAACACGACCCUUAAUUUUUUCCCCGAGAUGCGAGCCCAGCUCCGAACAUACCACGCCAUUCCGUCCCUCCAAGCACAAGCAGAUUCCAACGCAUACAAGCAGCUCCAGGAUGCGCCCAGGUUGAAGUCCAUCUUGAAGGGCGGUAUGGAGGACCGGACAGAGCCCAACUCUCUUGAUGCCGUCAAGGCCGUCAACGUGCCGAGAACCAACCCGGUCAACUUGCUGUUCCUGAUCUGCAGCAACGCUACUAAGGUUGCUGAGCUGCACUUCCCGCCCGGCGGCGAGUUCCACGAUCUCAUCAUGAAGAAGCAGUUCACCAGUGAGAGCCGCGCGAGAGCCUUUUUGUGGAUCAUGUGGUUCUACCUGGAGUCCGACUUCACCGAGGAAGGAUGCGAAGAGAACCCGUUCGGUGCCGGUGUGGACUACGGUGUUGAUGUCGCCAAUCAAGGAGUUCCACAGCUGGUGCUCAUGUCGGAAGAGGAAAUGGCACUCGAAAACGUCGAUACAGAAGAGGAGAAGAGGUUCGGCCGAGAGAAGCAGGAGAUGCGGCGGAAGAUCAUCGAGGCCGACCAACAGUUCAUGGCAGAAAGCCAGACCAAACGAGGAGGUCGAGCUCGCGCCCUGGCUGGAGAGGAAGUUGGUCCGAGCACCGGCAUCUUACCACGGAUUCGCCCUUCUAAGCACGAGAGCGAUCAUGAUAGUGUCAGGUCGACUCCGCCGCGUGCUUUGCUCGGCAGGCCAUCCGUUGGCGCCAGCACUGGACGACGUGGUCCCCACUCACUGAAAUAUGUGGUCGAUGGCUCGUCGCCUGGGGGCCCUCAGCUGGAAGGAAUCGUUGCUCGGAAACCUCGACCACCGACUGCUCACCAGAUAGCUGUUGAGCGCAAUAGAAAUCAGCGUGUGGAGUACAUCUUGGAUCGUCGUCUCCGUAAAUCCUAUCACCAGGCACGAAAGAUUCGCCGUGUUGACGGGGCGAUUAUCCACGCUCUUCAGAGACUGGAGCAGCUGGACGAUGAAGACCCAUGGGAGGACAGCGAGGAUGAAGACACGGUCAAGAUCCACAAGGCGGCCAUUGAAAACGCCGGAGUCAAUGUUGAUACUCACCACUUCCGGGAGAGGGGUUACGGCGGGCUGUGUCAGCUCAAGAAUGAGACAGAUGACUUUGGCGAGCAGUUCCACGCGUACACUGCUACCCUUCGACGCGUCUCCCGACGGCUCACCCGCUGGGAGAACAGCGAUGAUCCAAACCUGGGGGUUAUCGCGCCGAUCAAGCGGCCAAAGGCGACGAAUGGAACAGUCAAUGGUGAUGGUUCCGAUGGGGAAGGUGACCAGUCACCUUCCAAGGAACCUAUCGACCCCGCCGAGACUGAGGACGAGGCGGAGAUGAUGUCCGGACGUCAGACCAAGACUGUGCGCCGUCCAAAGGCCAACGGGCUCAACAGGGGUGACACUAAUGGUGACACGCCCAUGGAGGAGGCCGACGACCUGGAUGAUGUGGAUAGGGGGUUGCUCGGUCUGGGUGAUGAGGAUGAGGGUGAUGGUCAGGGGGAUGAUGAUCUGGAUGAUGUUGAGAAGACGCUUCUUGGGUUGGAUGGGGAUUCGGACUCGGAGUAG
Messenger RNA from Podospora anserina S mat+, 2112 nucleotides. RefSeq lists its product as uncharacterized. The transcript is spliced from 2 exons. Gene Ontology annotation, cellular component: Ino80 complex. Bases 1 to 2112 code for a protein of 703 amino acids. The record is from RefSeq and is a predicted model, not a curated record. Lineage: Eukaryota; Fungi; Ascomycota; Sordariomycetes; Sordariales; Podosporaceae.